Molecule: messenger RNA, 1495 nt
Organism: Glycine soja
Lineage: Eukaryota; Viridiplantae; Streptophyta; Magnoliopsida; Fabales; Fabaceae
Product: heterogeneous nuclear ribonucleoprotein H3-like
Exons: 2
Coding region: 245-1039 (264 amino acids)
Cellular component (GO): ribonucleoprotein complex
Molecular function (GO): RNA binding
Source: RefSeq, a predicted model, not a curated record
GAAAGAAAAACAUGAAUAAAUUCGAAGUCGAGUAAAGCAAGAAAAAAACGAAACGUUAAAACGGAAAAACGGGUGCGCAGUGUUCCACACCCACCCACGCAGAAGCAGAAGCGCGUGUAACCCUAAUUAGGGUUUGGAAGCCGAUUUGAGAUUCACCUUUCGCGUAAUCACAGCGCUGGAUCCGUACCGUGUUCCUCCGUCUACGGAAGCGCCUUUUGCUCGGUCCUUCGCUGAACACGGAAGCAUGUACGGUCCCCGAGGGGCAAUGUUGGGAAGCGGGGGGGUUUCAGACGGGUACGAGGUUGGCUCAAAGAGACAAAGAAUGAUGGAAUCCAAUCCAUACUUCGCAGUGAGCAGCGGAACAGGCAACUUACCUUAUGGAUAUGCUGGUGGCUUCCAGCCCCCUCCCUUUCCUGUGGUUCGUCUCAGGGGGCUUCCAUUCAACUGCACUGACAUUGACAUCUUGAAGUUCUUUGCUGGACUGACCAUUGUGGAUGUGUUGCUGGUCAACAAGAGUGGACGGUUCUCGGGUGAGGCCUUUGUAGUCUUUGCAGGAGCAAUGCAGGUUGAGUUUGCGUUGCAGAGAGAUCGCCAGAACAUGGGUCGCCGAUAUGUUGAAGUGUUCAGGUGUAAGAAGCAGGAUUAUUAUAAUGCUGUUGCUGGUGAGAUCAAUUACGAAGGAAUAUAUGAUAAUGACUACCAUGGUAGUAGCCCUCCACCCUCCCGGUUGAAGAGGUUCAAUGAUAAAGACCAAAUGGAGUACACUGAAAUAUUGAAGAUGCGCGGCCUUCCUUUCCAAGUGACAAAAUCUCAAAUUGUUGAAUUCUUUAAAGAUUUCAAGCUGAUAGAAGAUAGGGUACACAUUGCGUGUCGUCCUGAUGGGAAAGCUACUGGAGAGGCAUAUGUGGAGUUUGUUUCUGCUGAGGAGGCUAAGAGGGCAAUGUCCAAGGAUAAAAUGACCAUAGGAUCAAGGUAUGUGGAGCUGUUUCCUUCUACACCAGAUGAAGCUAGACGGGCAGAGUCAAGAUCAAGGCAGUAAUCGUGGUAUUUUACCUUGUUUUAGGUCUUUUACCUUGUUCCUUCUGGUGCUACUAUAAUGUUCUGAAUUUUAGAUUAUGUACUUUAUUUUUACUAGUUCGACUUGCUGUUAUAUUUGCAUGUCUGAACUGGAUGCAUUAAAUUAAUUAAUAGAAAGGGCCUUUGAAUAUAUGGUUCGGUGCAUGUGAGGAAGGAUCCUAUCAGUCAAGGCAGAGGCUUGUCUGGAUUUUGAUAGAUAAAAUUGUCACUGCCUUCAUUGGGUACCUUGAUAGUUGAUACCAAGUGGAGAUGAAAUACUGAGAUCCAACCCUUGACCAAUGUAGUCACUGCUUCGUGGAAAGUUGGGGAAAAGGUCAUGUCUCAUGACAAUAGUGUAGUCUAAUCCCUUUCUAUUUCGUCAUUAUUCAACUCCGUGGAAAGUUCGCUAACGAGGCAGCAGAACCUGCUUUAUUUGCUU